GAUGUUUCAUUUGUCUACUGCUAAGUCUGUUUAUGGCAGUGUUGAUUAUCUUCCGUCAUCCUGGCAGUAGUUCCUAACUGUAAGACCCCAAGUGAUGGCAUCCACCGUGAGUCCGUCCUUCACUCCGUAACACUAUGGUUAGGAAUAGGGCUGUGGACGGGUUUAUAUCGAAAGGGAAAAGGGGGGAUCGUAACAUGUUAUAUGGCAUUCUUAGCAUUGGCUAUUCAUGUUCUCAUGGUCUAGCUCGAACUCAGAAUAACCAAUAUAACGCUAUAUUUCUCAUUAUCUGUUCGUACCAUUUCAAACUCACUUCAUUUCACAUUCAUUAGACAUCUCCAUCCAUAUCUCAUCACAAAUCAGC
Amorphotheca resinae ATCC 22711 is the source of this 361-nucleotide messenger RNA. RefSeq lists its product as hypothetical. NCBI's taxonomy places the organism in Eukaryota, Fungi, Ascomycota, Leotiomycetes, Helotiales, Amorphothecaceae. The coding region runs from base 135 to 329 and encodes 64 amino acids. The record is from RefSeq and is a predicted model, not a curated record. The transcript has a single exon.